Molecule: messenger RNA, 1992 nt
Organism: Dendrobium catenatum
Lineage: Eukaryota; Viridiplantae; Streptophyta; Magnoliopsida; Asparagales; Orchidaceae
Product: putative disease resistance RPP13-like protein 1
Exons: 1
Coding region: 1-1992 (663 amino acids)
Source: RefSeq, a predicted model, not a curated record
AUGUGGAUUGCAUUGGGUUUCAUUCAGCCGUCUCAAGGAAUGACGAUGGAGGAUAUCGGAGGAAGGUAUUUUGAUGUUUUAGUCAAAAAAGCUUUAUUUGACAAGUUUGAGGCUGAUGAUUACGAUUUGGUGGUCAAAUAUAACUACAAGAUGCAUGAUUUAAUACAUGAGUCAGCAUGUAGAUUUUUUGCACAGGUAUGCGGUAAACUUGUUAAUGAUGAAGUGUCAUCUCUCCAAAUUUCUAAGACCAUUCGACACUUGUCUGUUCUAAAUGCAAAACCAGACAUCUUAAGAAAGAUUGAGAAGUUGAAACAUUUGCAUUCUCUUUUCUUGUUCUAUGAAGAUUUUCAUGAUCAGGAUCUUUGUAGUGGACUUAUUGAAAUAUUAAAAGUUUCGAGAAGCCUACGCUUAUUAUACAUAUGUAUUGAUAAAGUUGAAUUGAAAUUGAUACUUGAGGAGAUUGGAAAUUUGAUACAUCUUCGAUACUUAAAGAUUGAUUGUUAUAAUUUGACUAUGCUGCCAAGAUCUCUAAGUAAUCUCUAUCACUUGCAAUACAUUAUCUGUGAGCGGCCACGGAGCCUAGACGAACCUGAAGGUGAUGAUUUUUUACCAAAUGACAUUAAUAAACUUUUAAACUUGCGUUACGUGAAAUUGCCGAAGAAUUGUAUUUCAUGGAUUUGUGAGAUUGGGAAGCUAAAGUCUCUUCAAGAACUGUGUAAGUUUAUACUUAGAGAUGAGAGUGGUUAUAGAAUUGGGGAGCUGAAGAAUAUGAAUGAUCUUUACAAAUUAGGAAUCAAAUGUCUUGAAAAUCUUAAGGAUGGCGAGGAGGCUCGUAAUGCCCAAUUAUGUGAAAAGAGGAGACUCACAGAUUUGACCUUAUGUUGGAGUCAUAGUCACAUUGAUUCGACGAACAACGAUUUAGAUGAGAAUGUGCUCCACAACCUUCAGCCACCAAAAUGUCUAAGGAAUCUGAGCAUAAAGAGAUACAUGGGUGCAAGGUCUGCAAUAUGGAUGAACAAUGUCAAUCCGAUCUUCAAUCUAGAGAUAAUCUCAUUGACAGAUUGCUUGGAGUUGGAAACUCUUCCUCCUUUCGGGCAACUUCCCUUCCUCAAGUUUCUAAAACUUGCAAGGAUGCCUAAAGUAAAAUGGCUCGAAAGUAAAUUUAAUGGGAAUGAAAAAUACCAUGCCUUUCCAUUGCUAGAGAAGUUAUAUAUUCACAGAUUAGAAGCAUUAGAGGAUUGGUUUGAGGCAGGAGUAGCUGCUGAAGAUGGAUGUUUGUUUCCUUGCUUAAUUAAUCUGGAGCUACAUGACUGCCCGAAGUUGAAAGAGUUGCCCUCUUUGCCUCCUAAGCUCAAGGGGUUGAAUAUAUCAAACAUGGGGUGGAAGACUUUGAAUUUUUGUAGCAAUUCAAAUCCUAUUCCCCUUGUAUCAUUAGAGGCCUAUCACUGUCCUAACAUUAUAUCUCUUCCUCUGGCUGAUGAAAUAGCAAGGCUUGCAGCACUAAGAUACUUGACAAUUAGUGAUUGCCCUAAUCUGAUCUCUCUGGGAAGAUAUCGACAAGUGGAGACCACUAAUAAUUGCCACCUCAUGCUCGACGAUCUUGAUAUAAGUGAUCCAUCCGUGUUGCUAAUGGAGCCAUUGAGAAGCAUCGCCUCCUUAAAAAGGCUGAGUAUUGUGUUUCAAGCUGAGGUGGUUUCAUUUCCAAAUGAGUUGGAGCAGUGGCUUCUGACUGUGAGGUCUUCUCUUUCUGACCUGUUAAUUUUUAAUCUCAAAUCCUUACAGUCUCUCCCUUCCACCUUCGAAAGCUUAUCUUCACUUCAGUAUCUACGUAUCACUGGCGUUCCUAUGCUUCGGGAAUUACCGAACCUUCCUCCCUCUUUGAAAUGUCUAGCAAUUGAGAGAUGUCAUCGAGAGCUGAAGGAGCGCUAUGGAGAGGACGGAGGCUCCGAUCGGCACAAGAUUGCUCACAUUCCUGAUAUCUUUUUUCUUUAA